AUGGCGACGCGAGUGGCGACGCGAGUGGCGACGCGAGCUGCGCGUGCUCCACGUGCUCCACGUGCUCAGCGGACGACGGCGCCGGGCAGACGAGGUGGACGAGGCGGAGGGUGGCGCGGAGCCAAGAGCAACUGGAAGAAGCGCGGUUGGAGGAUUCCUUCCCGAGUUGCAAAGGAGGAAGAAGGUGAUGCUGAGCCGGUGGAUGAGAGUCAAGCGGCCAAGGAGGAGCCGUUGCGCCCGGAGCAGCUCACGCCCGAGCAGCGCCGGGCGGCGGAGCGCGCUUUGGGGGGCGAGAACUUGUUCCUCACGGGAGCCGCAGGGACUGGGAAAAGCUUCUUGCUUCGCUACUUGAUACAGGAAUUGGAGCAACGGUUCCCAGAGCAGGUGGCAGUGACAGCCUCGACUGGUGUCGCUGCCUCGCACUUGGCAGGGCAAACCCUUCACAGCUUCGCGGGCUUUGGAGUGGAGACUGCCCCGGUGAAGGCCUUGAAGAAGGUCAAACAGCAGUCUGCGGCGGUCAAACGUUGGGAAGAGACACGCGUGUUGAUCAUUGAUGAGAUCUCCAUGGUGGACGCUCACCUCUUGGAUCUGGUCUCCAGCGUGGCCUCGAGCGUCCGGAAGAACCGCGAUGCGUUCGGGGGCCUGCAGGUGAUCUUCUGUGGAGACUUCCUCCAACUGCCACCGGUGCAGGAGCGUGGCGCACGCUCGACGAAAGCCUUUUGCUUUACGGCGAAGGCUUGGCAAAAGGCCAACCUGCAUGACGGCACUGUCUUGCUGCGCGAUGCCGUUCGGCAGCAGGGCGACGGCGCCUUCGCAGAGGUCUUAAAUGAGAUGAGACUAGGCAUUGUGUCAGCGAAAGCGAAGGCCAUGCUGACCAGAUGCAAUGUCAAGGUGAAGCCGUCACCGAGGGAUGGCAUCAUACCCACGAAGCUCUAUUGCCUGAAUCGUGAUGUCGACAAGGAGAACGCCAAACGCUUGGCCCAGCUGCCAGGCGAAGCCAUGAAUCUCUUGGCCCGUGAUCGGCUCCCCCGGCGCGUGAGCGCGCAGCAGAGAGUGGCUUUGGAUCGGAAGGUGCCUUCACAACUCAGCUUGAAAGUUGGUGCCCAGGUCAUUCACCUGAAGAACGACCCAGCUUUGGGGCUGGUGAAUGGCCAUCGAGGCUGCGUCGAGGGCUUUGAAGAUGGAAAGCCCGUGGUGCGUUUCGACCAUGGGAAGAAAGUUUGUAUUGGAGUGCACAGGUUCACCCAAGGACAAGGAGCUUCGCGCCUGGAGAGGUUCCAAGUUCCGCUGAAACUCGGAUGGGCACUGACUGUACAUAAGGCACAAGGGAUGACCCUGACUCGCGCAGAGCUUCAGCUGGACAACGUCUUCGAGGCAGGUCAGAGCUAUGUCGCCCUGUCGCGGCUCACAGGGACACAGGGGCUUUGGAUCCGUGGUGCUGCACAAUUGGAAAGCUCUUGUCGUGCCCAUCCGGAAGUCUUGAGCUUCUACCAGGAAGCUGAGCACCGGAGCCGCAGAGCUUCCUCGGCGUCCGUGAGAGCUUGGGAUGAGAUGACGCCUGUCAAGACUGAGGUCACUGUCACCGCAAAGCAAAAGACUGAAUCGCAGCCGAAGGAUCCCCUGGAAGCUGCGACCCUUCGAGCACUGCCAGGACCUCAGGGCAAGAGACCACCGGUCACAGCAGUCACCGCAGCAGUCCCACGAGCACGGUCCUCGCUGCUGGAGCGUCUCUCCAAGAGGACCUUCUCUCCUGGGCACGGGGAAGUUGGUGGCAAAGAUUCACCGGCUCCAAAGAAGGCCAAAGGCAGCCCAACGCGGUGGGUAACUCCACUGAAACAUUGGUGUGAUCCAAUUAAUAUUGAUUGA
Messenger RNA from Durusdinium trenchii, 1866 nucleotides. The record is from the annotation of a GenBank genome assembly. Lineage: Eukaryota; Dinophyceae; Suessiales; Symbiodiniaceae.